CGACUGCGGAGACUGCCCAUUAUGCCUUUCAAUUGUUCUUCAUUAUUGAAAACUCAUUCUUUAGUUCAUCUUCAAUAAACUACGGCGAUCCCUCCUUUCCCUUUGCCUAUAUAAACCCCUUUAGCCCUCUCUUUCUCCUCCCCCACUCGCUCCAUUCUUCAUUUCUCUGUAACAAGCUUCUUCUUGUUCCCUCAUUGUUCUAUUGUUCUUGCUCUUUCAAUCUCAGUUGGAUUUCUAAUCAGGAUGGUAUUCGAGGACCGGUUCAGGCAGGCUCAGAGACCUAAAUAUGACUGUCUUCUAUUUGAUUUAGAUGACACUCUAUAUCCCUUGAGUUCUGGCAUUGCAGCUUCAUGCCUUCAGAAUAUCAAAGAUUACAUGGUCGAAAAACUGGGCAUAGAGCAGAGCAAACUCCCUGACCUUUGCAAUUUACUGUACAAAAACUAUGGAACGACCAUGGCAGGUCUCAGGGCAAUUGGCUAUGAUUUUGAUUAUGAUGAGUACCACAACUUUGUUCAUGGAAGGCUUCCUUAUGAUAACAUAAAGCCUGAUCCUGUUCUAAGGAGUCUUUUGUUGAGCCUUCCUUAUAAGAAAGUUAUCUUUACAAAUGCUGACAAGAUCCAUGCAGUUAAAGUUCUUAAAAAGCUUGGUUUAGAAGACUGUUUUCAAUGGAUUAUCUGCUUUGAAACCCUGAAUUCAACCAAUAAGAACUUUGCUUCAGUUGAUAAAGAUGAACCUGAGUGUUUCGGCUCCGAAAUCUUUGACAUCGUUGGUCAUUUUCGUCAACUCAAUCCUGGGGUGGAAUUACCAAAAACUCCCAUCAUUUGUAAACCAUCAGAAGCUGCCAUUGCAAGAGCUCUCAAUAUUGCAGGCCUCAAUCCUCAGAGAACUCUGUUCUUUGAAGACAGUGUUCGAAAUAUACAAGCUGGGAAGCGCGUCGGGCUCGACACCGUCUUGAUUGGCACUUCACAGAGAGUUAAAGGAGCAGAUUAUGCCUUGGAAAGCAUCCACAAUCUUAGGGAAGGAAUACCUGAGCUUUGGAAUGUUGAUAUCAAAUCAAACAAGGGUUAUGCUGGCAAGGUUGCAGUUGAAACUUCGGUGACAGCUUAGAACUAUAACAGCCAUGUUAUGUUCUUCAACCCUUCCCCAGAAGAGAAUGAAAUAAAAACAAAAUAAAAAAAAAGGGGAAAUCUUUGAGUUCCAGUUUUACUAGGCAGAUGUGUUGUAACUAAUCAUUUUGAUUAUGAGAGUAAUGUUCAUAUGUGUAAUCUUUGUCUUUCU
Messenger RNA from Cucurbita pepo subsp. pepo (vegetable marrow), 1278 nucleotides. RefSeq names its product suppressor of disruption of TFIIS. The record is from RefSeq and is a predicted model, not a curated record. NCBI's taxonomy places the organism in Eukaryota, Viridiplantae, Streptophyta, Magnoliopsida, Cucurbitales, Cucurbitaceae.